UGGCGUAUGACGCAGACAAUAGAGGGGUCAUUGCGCCAGAUCAUGGCUGAGUGUCCUACCUUAACGUCAGCGGAACGUACUCCAACCGUGCGGCGAAAACACAAUUGCCCUACUGCUGAUUCGACCGCGAAACUCUUAACAUGGAAACGUAUGCGAUCAGAACGUGGAGUCAAGUUUCAGCUUGCGUUAAACGCGAUUGAAACCGGGACAAUAACAACAAGCCAUCUUGCUCGCAAUAUCUGGCCUGGUAUUGCGACCGCCGAAAGCCGGAUCUCGAAACGCACGCUGGAGUUACCAAAUUAUCGCGCCAUAUCCAGAGUUGACAAACGUCGUCAAGCAGUACCCAAACCCCAAGUAGCUAUAUUGGUCUCAAAGGAUAUAGAAGAAUCCAGUAAUGCAGCCAAGCGGUUCCCGGUAAUGUCAAACAGUACUGGAAAUCCAUUGAUGAUGCCGUGGAUCUUGAGGUCCAAAUUUUUGGAAGCAGCUCGAACGAUGCUAAGGGAUGUCGCAGCUCCAGAGCCGAUUACAAAGCAGAGAUCUUGUGACUACAACCGUUAUCUUGCCUUUACCGUGUCGCCUGAGCAUUAUUCCACCUUCGAGCCCAUCGGCGAAAACGAACGCUCUAGAUUGAAGAAGUUGAAGACGGAGCUCCAGGCCUUGAUCGUUAAAGUGGGCAGCGGGUACAAGAAAUACCGUGGGUGUUUAGAGACACUGCGAAACAAUUUUCACGCAAGGGGAGGCCAGGACUCCGCUCUCACGUACACCUCUCUCAGUCUACAAGCCAUAUCACGUAAUUUCAGAACAAUGAAGGAUCCUGUCGAUGGAAUUCUGAGAAUUUGCUCAGAGGCUUUGCGAGAAGACUUUUCCCGUGACCACCCGGAGAAACCCAACGAAUGUCGACAGCGUUUGCAUCGGCGGACCGUGUCCCCUCGGAGACCCGCCCAGCGUGGCCAGCUUCCUGAGCGCGCCGUAGCCAUUCUUCGUCGUUGGAUGUUUGAGCAUUUCCUGAACCCGUACCCUGCUCUUGAAGAAAAGUGUUUUUUAGCAAGAAAGACUGGUUUGACGAGGCAAAAAGUUUCCAACUGGUUCAUUAAUGCGCGGGUUCGACUUUGGAAGCCCAUGGUAGAAGAACUUUAUGAGGACGAGUUUGCACCGCGGUCAGAAACAGACGAAACUGACGGACCUGUUGAACAGCAGAGCGACACUCGUUGUGGACAGCGUUCUUAACCGUGACCACUGUGGCGACAAUGAGUCGACCCGAGGGGCAGGGUUGGAGCUAGGAGCUUGCUGCCUCAACACUGAACAGAAACCGUCCUCCUCGGAGCCAGACGGUUCCAGAGAUCUCGACGACAGAGCCUUAGCUGUUCCGGGGUUAUUGUUGUCGUUGUUGUCGUUGAUUGAGAUCCAGCGACCUUGAGAGAAGUGUGAAACUGCUUCCAUAAACGAUGGAUCCUGUCUUCUGUCAUUCCAGCCGUGUCUUAUAUGCACUAAGUUAAAUGAAUAAAAUGCCUUGCUAUGUGAGCAUAAACCAGCCAAGCGAGAUUUGUCAA
Molecule: messenger RNA, 1550 nt
Organism: Physcomitrium patens
Lineage: Eukaryota; Viridiplantae; Streptophyta; Bryopsida; Funariales; Funariaceae
Biological process (GO): regulation of DNA-templated transcription
Molecular function (GO): DNA binding
Source: RefSeq, a predicted model, not a curated record